GGAUUGUAAAUCAAUCGUCGAUUCUGCUUGAGAAUCGUUGUCAAGAUGGCGGACGUGAAGCAAGCCGCCCAGAAAAGUGCUAAAAUCGCAGCUGGGGCAGUGGUCUGCGUUGAAUGCGAAAUAAGAGGUGAUGUGACCAUUGGUCCAAGGACAGUGGUCCACCCCAAGGCUCGCAUCAUAGCCGAGGCAGGCCCCAUUGUCAUCGGAGAGGGCAAUUUAAUCGAAGAGCAAGCUCUUAUCAUUAACGGAUACCCUGAAAACAUUAUGCCCGAUGCAGAGGGCGUGGAGCCCAAGACCAUGACGAUCGGAACAAACAACGUCUUUGAAGUGGGAUGCACAUCCCAGGCUUUGAAAAUCGGGGAUAACAAUGUUAUAGAAUCCAAAGCUGAGGUGGGCAGGAAUGUCAUCCUCACGAGCGGCUGCAUCAUCGGGGCCUGCUGCCAGGUGAACACCUGCGAGGUCAUCCCGGAGAACACGGUCAUCUACGGCUCGGGCUGCAUGCGCCGGGUCCAGACGGAGAGGCCACAGCCGCAGAGCCUCCAGCUAGAUUUCCUCAUGAAGAUUCUUCCUAAUUACCACCACCUGAAGAAAACGGUCAAAGCAAACUCCACGCCUGCAAAAAACUAGCAUUGUGUUGAUCUGACUCUGAGCUCACAAAAUUACCACAGAACCAUGUCCAGGAAAGCCCUAGAACAGCUGGACCUGACAAUGUGCAGACCUGUGAUGCCUACCUUCCACUGUACAAGAGUUCACACACGAAAAUUUUUCCUGUCUUAACAUGACCAAAUAUGAGUAUACGCAUUUUAAAGCAACACUAAACUACAGAAGUAAACUAAUAUUUAACAUGCUCCUUACAGUUUAGUAGGGUGACCCACUGAAGUGCACAAAAUUGUAUCAGGGCACAGAACUUUUCAGCCCCAUUCACUCUGAAGUCUGAAAGUUACAUUUCCCCUUUGCAGUGUAUUUGAAGUGAAAGAAUGCUUGAUUUUGGACUCUCCUCAAGUGGUCAGUAGUUUCAUGAUCUCAGCAUGAGACCGCAAAGUGUGCUGAAGUCCCUUCAGGUUCACCCCACUUGGUCUCCAAUCCAAUCAUUCAGUGGUUUUUUGUGGACUUGAUUGCUGCAAAGUUUGUUAAAGAAUACUCCAAGAAUUUCACACAAGCUUUAUUUUCUUGAUUAAUGGAAGCUCACAGCUUUCCAGUGUUGAUUUCUGCUACAAUAAAUGGGAGGUACAACACAUACAUUUAAACUGUUACUGUUCGGUUAUAAGUUAUACAGCAUACGUUUAUUUAUUUAUGUGUAUUUUUCUGAUGUCACUCCCCUGAUGUUGAAAUCAUAUAUAUUUACUGA
This is a messenger RNA of Megalops cyprinoides (Indo-Pacific tarpon), 1348 nucleotides long. Its product is annotated as dynactin subunit 6-like. Lineage: Eukaryota; Metazoa; Chordata; Actinopteri; Elopiformes; Megalopidae. Gene Ontology annotation, cellular component: dynactin complex. Bases 46 to 627 code for a protein of 193 amino acids. Gene Ontology annotation, biological process: mitotic spindle organization. Gene Ontology annotation, molecular function: dynein complex binding. The record is from RefSeq and is a predicted model, not a curated record. The transcript is spliced from 7 exons.